UUGAUGCUCUGUACCGCAGCACGUAUCCAGAGUACCUGCAGUACAUCUAUCUCGUGGCUCCGGUCUCCCUCAUGCUCCUCAAUCCCAUCGGCUUCGCUCUGUGUGAGGUGCAGAGGUGGAGGCAGGCCAGCCACUCACACAGCACUCUAGGCAUCCUGGGAGUUGUAGUGCUACAGGUGCUGAAGAAUCCAAUCGUGUUCAUGGUGAUCGUAGGCAUCGUCUCCCACUUCGCGCUGGGCCAGCGGAUCCCUGCUGUGCUCUCAGAGUUCAUAGACGGCUUGGCCAACUCGUUUGGAGGGGCGGCCUUGUUUUACCUCGGCCUCACCAUG
Plectropomus leopardus (leopard coralgrouper) is the source of this 329-nucleotide messenger RNA. The record is from RefSeq and is a predicted model, not a curated record. NCBI's taxonomy places the organism in Eukaryota, Metazoa, Chordata, Actinopteri, Perciformes, Serranidae.